This is a messenger RNA of Calliphora vicina (urban bluebottle blowfly), 423 nucleotides long. RefSeq lists its product as uncharacterized. The record is from RefSeq and is a predicted model, not a curated record. The transcript is spliced from 5 exons. Bases 42 to 371 code for a protein of 109 amino acids. NCBI's taxonomy places the organism in Eukaryota, Metazoa, Arthropoda, Insecta, Diptera, Calliphoridae.
UUAAAACAAAUAAUAGCCAACACUAGAAAACUACGAAAACCAUGAAUUUUAACAAAUAUUUUGCACUUUUCAUCAUAGUGAUCUUGGGUCUUUUAUGCCAACAUGCUGCCCAGGCUCAUAGUAUUUUUUGGGAUCUAAAACAUGAUGCGGAAAGAGAUAUUCACAAGGUAGAUGAGAAAGUGGAUAAUAUUAAGGAUAAAGCGGAAGGUGAUGUUCACGAAGUUGGACGUAAAUUGGAUAAUAUUGGCCAUAAAGUGGAAAAGACAGCCAAGAAAGCUUAUAAAGUUUAUAAAGUCGUUCAAGAUGUGGAAACCGCUGGAAAGGUUAUAGAAGUCGCUGGUGCAGUUGCUCAUGUUGUUGAGAAAUUUUAAAAGUAUUUUUCAUAUUAACUUAAUGCGAAAUAAUUAUAGUGAAGUUCUUAAA